AUGGGAAGCAACUAUCCGCCUUUGCCAGUUUGUACUUUAGGUGCCUUGGGCAUCUUUGGAAGUUUUGGAAACUUCGGAGUUGUAGGGGAUUCGAAACCCGAUGAGGAUGUUUUCGUUUUCUUUGUCGUUGUGGGGCGACUUGUUGUAACAUGUCUUGAUCUUGUGGGCGGAGUCUCUACUAUAACGCUACCAUAUUCAACACAAUCUCUCUGCUUCUACAUCCCUGUUCAUUUUUCAAUUAGGAAAUUCCAGCUGAUCUACCAUAAACAUCAUUGUCUAAUACUUUUCGGAGCAAUCACUCAUAUAAUCACACUAGCUUAUGGAAUUUCCAAGGCAUUCGAGCAUGAAUCCUGGUUUUGGAUACUUAUUUUUCAAGUCUACUACACAAUGUUCACCCUGAGUGCUGUCGACUUUUUUGCGGCAUGCGUGGGAGAAAUAGAGGAUUAUGUGAAUGAAACUGAAUUGGAGUCAAGUUCACCUAUAGUAGUAGUACGUGAACCAGUGCAUUUAAGAUUUAAUAUUCCCUCGUGGUUUACUGUAGCAGAUGUUAUGGAUUAUCAGGCUGCUUUGCAGGGGUAA
Caenorhabditis remanei is the source of this 579-nucleotide messenger RNA. RefSeq lists its product as uncharacterized. The transcript has 4 exons. Lineage: Eukaryota; Metazoa; Nematoda; Chromadorea; Rhabditida; Rhabditidae. The record is from RefSeq and is a predicted model, not a curated record. The coding region runs from base 1 to 579 and encodes 192 amino acids.